Molecule: messenger RNA, 2519 nt
Organism: Tyto alba (common barn owl)
Lineage: Eukaryota; Metazoa; Chordata; Aves; Strigiformes; Tytonidae
Product: phosphatidylinositol 4-phosphate 5-kinase type-1 alpha-like
Exons: 15
Coding region: 58-1809 (583 amino acids)
Biological process (GO): phosphatidylinositol metabolic process
Molecular function (GO): phosphatidylinositol kinase activity
Source: RefSeq, a predicted model, not a curated record
GGGCGCGGGCGCCGCGCGCGAGCCGGCGGCCGCCGCAGGAGGAGGGAGCGCUUCAAGAUGGCGGCGGCGGGGCCCGAGUCGGGGGGCAGCAGCGGGAGCAGCGGCGGCCUGGCGGGAUCAUCUACAUUCAAAAAAUCACUCACCCCUGAGAUGCCAGGUGGUUCUGGGCAGCCAGGCUCACAGACGAUAAAGAAAGGGCACAGAGGAGUGGACUCCACGGGCGAGACUACCUAUAAAAAGACGACAUCAUCUGCCUUGAAAGGUGCCAUUCAGCUGGGCAUUACACACACAGUUGGAAGCUUGAGCACCAAACCCGAAAGAGAUGUUCUCAUGCAAGAUUUCUACGUAGUAGAAAGUAUUUUCUUCCCCAGUGAAGGGAGCAACCUGACCCCAGCUCAUCACUACAAUGACUUUCGGUUCAAAACCUAUGCUCCAGUGGCCUUUCGCUAUUUCCGGGAGCUCUUUGGGAUCCGACCAGAUGACUAUCUGUACUCGCUCUGCAAUGAGCCACUCAUUGAACUUUCAAACUCCGGGGCCAGCGGAUCCCUCUUCUACGUAUCCAGUGAUGAUGAGUUUAUCAUCAAAACGGUUCAGCACAAAGAGGCUGAGUUCCUGCAGAAGCUGCUGCCUGGCUACUACAUGAAUUUGAACCAGAACCCAAGGACGCUGCUGCCAAAGUUUUACGGCUUGUACUGUGUCCAGGCCGGAGGCAAGAACAUUCGCAUCGUUGUGAUGAACAAUCUGUUGCCACGCUCUGUCAAAAUGCACCUGAAAUACGACCUGAAGGGCUCCACCUACAAACGCCGAGCAUCCCAGAAGGAGCGAGAGAAGGUCUUCCCAACAUACAAGGACUUGGAUUUUAUGCAGGACAUCCCAGAUGGCCUCUUCUUAGACUCUGACAUGUAUAAUGCCCUGUGCAAAACGUUACAAAGAGACUGUUUGGUCCUGCAGAGCUUUAAGAUCAUGGAUUACAGUUUGCUUGUUGCGAUCCAUAACAUCGAUCUGGCACAGAGAGAGCACGCGAUGGCAGAUGGGACGUCCCAGGCGGACACGCGGCGACCCGCUGCCCAGAAGGCUCUCUACUCGACAGCCAUGGAAUCCAUCCAGGGAGAGGCCCGGCGAGGUGGCACCAUAGAAACAGAUGACCAGAUGGGGGGCAUUCCAGCCCGCAACGCGAAGGGGGAGAGGCUGCUGCUGUACAUCGGCAUCAUCGACGUGUUGCAGUCCUACAGGUUUGUCAAGAAGCUGGAGCACUCUUGGAAGGCCCUUGUACACGAUGGGGACACCGUAUCUGUGCACAGACCCAGCUUCUACGCCGAAAGGUUCCAACGGUUCAUGUGCAACACAGCGUUCAAGAAAAUACCGUUAAAGCCAUCCCCUUCGAAGAAGAGCCGGUCUGGCACAACAGUCCCUCGGCGGAGCUGUCAGGGAGGAGUGCCUUCCCAGUCGCACAUGUCGUGCGAGACAAAAGCACAAGUAACGACAGAGGUGGAUGUAGAGCAAGGUUCCCACCUUGGUCGCCCAGAUCUGCUGCCCAGGACCCUGCCGGUAGAUGAAGCUAACAGCGAUUCCAUCGCAACAACCCUCUCCACUUCCUCCUUGGGCAGCGGCGGCCUCAACUCGCCCGCAAAUAGGUCAGUGGGCGUACAAGUGCAUAAAGCUGACAGCUCAGCAAAGGAUUUGACUAGAACAGCUCCCGGCAUCUUCCUGUCUAGCACGGCCUCGCGCCUGCCUCAGAAAUGUUGCCCCAUGCCUCUGUGUGCGGUAUGCAGCCUGUGUGUGGAAGACGUGCUCUCCACGGUGGCGUAAGCGAUACCGUGCAGGCGCGGGUGCCCGCAAGGCUGGGAUUCCCCUGCUCCUCAGCCCUUAACCUCUGUCCUUAACCCCUGACAGAAGCGUGCUGGCGCUGGGGACGCUUAGCCAUCGGCAUGUGCCGCUGGGAAUGGGAGCUACUGACCGGUGUCCUGCGGCAAGGGCUUCCAGAGGGUGGUCCCCUCCGUUUGAGGGGGACACUUUUUUUUUUUCUCUUAAGCACUGUAGUUUAGCAGUGGACUUGGUAGUGUUAGGUUAAUGGCGGGUCUCAAUCUUUAAGGGUCUUUUCCAACCUGAAUGAGUCUAUGAUUCAUCCUGCAGCCUUGUGUUAGGGCAGCGCUGCUUAGUGCUAAUUAAGACAAACCUGAGGGGCUACACGCGCUGUAACCAACGCUGAGCAUCCUCGUCUUCAGUUUCCGCGUAGGUCAAAAGCAGCGAGUCGCCGGUUAGAGAGCUCGGCGGGGGAGGAAGCCAGAGCAGCUCAGAGUAACCGGGCACAUAGGUGAGGCGUGAGCAGGCAGAGAGGGAGCUGGGCCAGGAUCCCCGCGUCUCCGUUCGGGUGUUCAUCCAAGGGCGUUUGCGCGGGGUGACGUGCAGCCCGCUGACUGAGCAGCCCGACGCCUCCUGCGCUCUAGCAGCGGGCGAUCCCAUCCCCAGUAAUUAAGGCAACCGCUGUGGGCAGGCUGUGGCAAGCCCUGGGUGUUAGG